Macadamia integrifolia is the source of this 2152-nucleotide messenger RNA. Its product is annotated as aldehyde oxidase GLOX1. The record is from RefSeq and is a predicted model, not a curated record. The transcript is spliced from 2 exons. Bases 127 to 1899 code for a protein of 590 amino acids. Lineage: Eukaryota; Viridiplantae; Streptophyta; Magnoliopsida; Proteales; Proteaceae.
UAGUACUCCUCGAGGUAAGGGAAAGAGAGAAAAGCGAGCGAGAGAAUGGGCCAAGCAUAGUAUAGAUAAAUUUAUAAAAGAGAAAAAAGACCCAUUCUCUUAAGGUUUGCAAAAUUCAGGGUUUUGAUGGCGGUCACACUCCUCAUCAGAUCCCUUUAUCUUCUCCCUCUCUUCUUCCUCGUAGCAAAUGCAUUCUUGGAGAAUCUGCCAUUCUUUGGUGGAUUUGGUGGUGGUGAUGGUGGUGGUUUCCCUGUUUUCCCUGGUUUCAAUCCAGGAAGACAAGGAGAUAAUGGGGGUGGUGGCAACACCUUUAAACCGAUAGAGAAUAUCGGCGGCGGAUACACGGGAAGUUGGGAGGUGGCGUCCCAAAGCUCGCGUGUAUCAGCGAUGCACCUCAUCUUGCUACCUCCGACCAACAAGGCUAUUAUGUUUGAUGCUACAGUUUUUGGUCCUUCUCAGAUUGGAUUGUCAAAUGAUAAUUGCCGUCCAGUUCCAGGAAAGCCUAAGGAGAUCGAUUGUUGGGCUCAUGCCGUCGAAUACGAUACUGACACUGCCGCUACCCGUCCCCUCAAGAUUUUAACAGACUCAUGGUGCUCAUCCGGAGGACACGCUGUAGAUGGUACGAUAGUGAACACAGGAGGUUGGAACGAUGGAGGAAAAGCCACAAGGUGGUUGUCUAAUUGCAAAAACUGUGACUGGAGAGACUAUGCCACAGCCCUUUCAGGCCAAAGAUGGUAUGCCACCCAACAUGUCCUCGCCGACGGCAGCUUCAUCAUUGUCGGUGGUCGUCGGAUGUUCAACUACGAAUACUUGUCAAAGGAAGGACUUAACAACCCUAAAAACCAUCAGCUCCCAUUCCUCCGUGAGACCACCGACGAUGUAGAGAACAACCUCUACCCCUUCGUGUUUCUUUCGACAGACAAUAACAUCUUCAUCCUUGCCAACAACCGUUCCCUACUCCUCGACACAAAAACCAACACCAUUGUUCGCGAAUUCCCAGUAUUGCCCGGCGGCUCCCGGAACUACCCAGCUUCCGGCAUGUCUGCACUUCUUCCCAUGAGACUCCAAGAGGACAAUCCUCAAGUAGUCCCUGCAGAAGUCAUAGUCUGUGGAGGUGCAAAACCAGAGGCGGGCAAGCUUGCUGAGAAGAAUAUAUACUUGGAAGCCUUGAAAAGCUGUGGAAGACUUGAGAUCACAAACCCUAAUGCCGAGUGGGUAAUGGAGGACAUGCCCAUUCCAAGGGUGAUGAGUGAUAUGCUUAUCCUCCCAACCGGAGAUCUCCUCAUAAUCAACGGUGCACAGAAGGGUGUGUCUGGUUGGGGAUUCGCUGAUGUUCCAGCCUUCAAUCCUCUGUUGUACUCUAUUGAUGGUCAAGAAGGAGAACGGUUCAGAAUACUAAAGGGAACCACAAUUCCACGUAUGUAUCAUUCCUCCUCAGCCGUGCUUCCAGAUGGCAAGAUUCUAGUAGCUGGCAGUAACACAAACAAUGGGUAUCUCUACACUAAGGUCAAGUUCCCCACAGAGCUUAGGGUUGAGAAGUUCUGGCCACCUUACUUGGACCCUCUGCUAGACCCAAUCCGGCCGGAGAUCAGUGAGGCACCCAAAAAGAUUAAAUACGGGAAGCGAUUCCGAUUACAAUUCUCUGUCGGACCGCCUUUGAUAAAUCCAGAGGAGGUGGAGGUGACCAUGUAUUACCCACCUUUCACAACCCAUGGUUUCUCCAUGAACCAGAGGCUGUUGAUCUUGGCUAAGACUAUGGUUUUUCCAGUUGGGUUUGGGCAGCAUCAGGUUACUUGUCUGGCUCCGGCGACUAGUGUGAUUGCUCCUCCUGGUUAUUAUCUUCUCUUCGUGGUUCAUCGAAGAGUGCCCAGUACUGGGGUGUGGAUCCAUAUCGAGUAGUAGAAGAUUAAUUCGUGUUUUUCCUUCAAACUCCACCAACCGUAAUUCGAAAUUUUAUAUGACAUCAUUAUUUUUUUUUUUUUUUUUUUUUGCUCCAGCUUCCCAUCUUGUUACCUUCAUUUUUGAAGUGUGCUCCAAAGUCCUUAAUGAGUUGUGUCUUUCUUGUAUUUUCUUCUCCCCUGCCCCUUCUUUUCCUAUCGCCUAUUGGGCUUGUAUGUUGUUUGAACUUGUUGAAUAUAUGUCAAUUCAUAAA